CCUCGGCUGGAAACUGGAAAGUUCACAGGGACAAUGAAACGUGGCAAAGAACCAUUGGUUCGACUUCUCAGCAACCAUGGUCCGUGCCAUCACAGAAGCACACAUCCCAUUCAAUAGCUUGAAAUCAAAUCAUCGGCCAAAACCCCAAACUCCCCGAUCAAGAAUGUCUGCUUACUCUAACCCCCACGAAAUGUAAAGGCAUCUUCGAAAUCUAAGAAUGGAUUUCGUCGAAUUGGAAGCGAUCGAGGGCCUCCGGUGGACGUGGCACUCAUGGCCGACGACCAAAACAGAGACCGCGUCCCUCAUAAUCCCACUCGCCAUCAUGUGCACGCCACUGAUGCAAUCUGAGUCAUCGGAGCUCCCGCUACUCUCCUACGAACCCCUCGUAUGUGCCAAAUGCGCUGCCGUUUUGAAUCCUUAUGCUCGAGUUGACUACCAGUCCCGUACCUGGUGCUGUCCAUUUUGCUUUAAUCGGAACCACUUCCCCAGAUCCUACGACGGCAUAACUGACACUAACCUUCCCGCUGAGCUCUUCCCCACUUACAGCUCAGUGGAGUACGAGAUUGUUCGCAAUUCCACCUCCAAUGUCUAUGGUACUACUCCUAGUGGGUUCGGUAUGUACUCUUCCUCGUCCGGGUCUCUGUCGUCGAUGGGAUCGGUGGGUUCUUUGGCGCAGGUCGGCGGUGGCGGUGGGGUGGUCAGGAGGUCAGGUCCAGCUUUUGUGUUCGUGGUGGAUGCGUGUAUGGCGGAGGAGGAGUUGAGUGCGGUCAAGAAUGAGUUGUUGCGGCUCGUGGAGCAGUUGCCGGAGAACACUUUGGUAGGGUUGGUAACGUUUGAUUCGAUGGUUAAGGUGCAUGAUCUUGGGUAUGGGGAGUGCUCAAGGGUUGUGGUUCUUCAUGGCGGUCGUGAGCUUUCAGCUGAGCAGACACAGCAGUUUCUUGGCAUUAGUCGUAUUAAGCAACGGCAUGUUGGGAAGAUACCAGUUAUCCAAAAGCACGGUUUUUUGCUAACUGUAUCUGAAUGUGAAUUCAACUUAACUACUGCAAUUGAAGAAAUUUCUAAUUCAGCAGAAGUCAUGCCCGGGCAUCGCCCUCAAAGGUGCACAGGAGCGGCCAUAUCAGCUGCACUUGGACUUUUGGAAGGAUGCCUAAUUAAUAAUACAGGCUCCCGAAUCAUGGUCUUCACUUCUGGGCCUGCAACUUUGGGCCCUGGAACUAUUGUAGAUUCAGAUCUUAGUAAAGCUAUCAGAACUCACAGAGACAUUGUUAAUGGCCAUUUGCCUUCCUAUAGAAAGUUGUGCUCUUUCUACAAACGUUUUUCGCAGAGAUUAGUUGAUAUUGCUGCUGUUCUUGAUUUAUUUGCUUGUUCUCUUGAUCAAGUUGGAGCAGCAGAACUAAAAGCUCCUGUUGAACGAUCAGGUGGAUUCAUGAUGCUAGGGGAGUCGUUCGAGUCUGAUCAAUUCAUAAAAUGUUUUCGGCACAUUUUCAAUCGCGACAAAGAGGGACAUUUGAAGAUGUAUUUUGACGCAACCCUUGAGAUAGUGACAACUGAAGAUGUAAAAAUUUGUGGAGCCCUUGGGCCUUGUGUUUCUCUUCGGAGAAAGAAUAGUUUAGUCAGUGACAAUGAAAUUGGGGAGGGUGGCACUUAUAUGUGGAAGUUGGGUACUCUGACUAAUAAAACAUGCAUUGCUUUCUUUUUCCAAGUGAGUGACGAUCGAAAACCCCAGCCUGGAUCAGCAUUUUUUAUACAGUUUAUAACAAAAUACCAGCAUGGGAACUUGGAAAUUCGCAAAAGGGUGACAACUGCUGCAAGACGAUGGGUUGGGAGCAAGUCAUCAGAAAUUUCUACUGGAUUUGAUCAAGAAGUAGCAGCUGUAGUCAUGGCUAGACUUGCCAUCAACCGUGCAGAGAGUUGUUAUGCCCGAGAUGUUAUCAGAUGGCUUGAUGAUGCGCUUGUUCGUUUUACAUCUAAGUUCGGUGAUUACAUUCAGGAAGACCCAUCUUCCUUCCGUUUGUCCUCUAACUUCUCCCUUUAUCCCCAAUUCAUGUUCUAUUUAAGAAGGUCCCAAUUUAUUGAUGUCUUUAACACCACUCCUGAUGAGACUGCUUUCUUCAGGCUGAUGCUAAACCGUGAGGGUGUUGUGGGUUCUCUUAUAAUGAUCCAACCUACACUUUUUCAAUAUUCAUUUGAUGGCCCUCCUAUUCCAGUGCUCCUUGAUGUUCGCUCUAUCUCUCCUGAUACUAUAUUGCUUUUUGAUUCUUACUUCCAUGUGGUUAUUCACUGCGGGUCCAAGAUUGCUCAGUGGAGGAAGCUUGGCUAUCACAAGGACCCAAACCAUGAAAACCUGAAAAAGCUGUUGGAAGCCCCGGAGCUUGAUGCAGAGCAAUUAGUGGCUGAAAGAAUUCCAGCACCCAAGCUGAUAAAAUGUGAUCAGCACAGUAGUCAGGCUAGGUUUCUUCUAGCCAAGAUAAAUCCAUCUGUUACUCAGAAUUCAACAUAUACAGAAGGUUUAGAUGUUAUAUUUACUGAUGAUUUGAGCUUGGAAGUUUUCAUAGAUCAUUUGCAGACCCUGGCAGUACAGGGCUAACACAGAAUAGAGUGGUCAUCCUUUUUUUUUGUUGAGUUGAGGAGACUAGCUGGUUGACCAAAAAUAGGUAUGAGUGUAUGACGAAUAUUGUGUUUCUGUUUUUCUUUGACUAGUUCACUAAAAGCAGAGGAACCUAGUUUGGUUUUAGGCUUUCAUUGUAUCCAUUGAGGUUAGCCAGAAUCACUGUGAUUCCGUGAUUUUAGGUAUUGGAGUACAUUAUAUCCUUUUUCAUACUCCUUUUCAUUGCAAUCAACUUGGGGUAUGUUGGACCAGCCUUGGAUGAACAUACUUAGUCUUAAGUGAAAAACGGGGAAUAUGUAUAAUUCGACCAGUCUGGUCGUGCCCUGAGGGGAAUAUGAGACCUUAGCAUUUGAUUUUUUUUUUUUAAACUUUUGACCUGCUUUGAUAGGUUAGGUUUUUAUGUUUCUGGUCUGGAUCGCAAGUUGUAAAAUCUACAAGUUAUGUAAUUCGGUUUCCUUUCUAUGGAGAACAAAAAACCAGUCACCUUGCUGAGCUGAUGGGCAUAGUUUACUUUGAACUUUACUAUGAUUCUAGAGGUUCAGGUUUACUGUUCUGACAAGGAAUGAUAGAGCUAUCCUGCCCAAGUCCUUAUAUCAGAAACAUUCAGAUAUGGUUGUACUGGAUUGGUCAAGCACUAGGAGUUAAACCGUGAAAGUCAUGGAAUCUUAUGAUAACUGGUGGAAGAUAACCGCUUUCAGUAUGUACACAAGCUCUCAGUGUGAUGGAUCUGUUGGAAUCAGAUAGAAGUUCGGCUGAAGAUUGUUUGGGGGCAAUCAAGGGAUGUGCCACAUUUCAUGAUUUCUAGCUCGUGUUUGGGUUUGGGAAAGUAGUGUGGGCUGUAAUGCUAGAAUAUCCUUUACAUCUCCAAAAGCCCUACUGAGAAAGUUGGGAGUUUAGAACAGGGUUUGCCUGGGAGUAAAAUGGAAGGAAAAAACCUGUUCCUUGUUGGAAUUCCAUCAGUUUUGUAGUUUAUUGACAAUGGCGUUCUUCACAAUGCCAAACAAAAUUUUCUCUUGAGAUUUCGUGACUAGAUGGUGCAGAUGCUAACAACUUGGGAAUACCUGAUGGAAACAAAUGGAAUCUGUUUUAAGUAGUUUCACAUUCCAUUGAUGGGCACAAUGGCACAAGUUGAAUGGCGUGUAUCACUCUGGAGUCACCAGGUAUUGCUUCAUUUUUUUAAUAUUUUUUGAAUUUGGUGCAUUUGAACAGCAUUGGCUUAUCUGGUUUUAAAGCUGCAGUCACACAACGGCAUAUCUUCAUAGCAUCAGACUAUGAUAUAAGUAUUUUCUUGUAACUAUUUAAAAUGAUAUCACUACCUCUUGGUUAAUCUUCUGGUUUCUCCGAAUUUUUAGCUAGCAGAGGACUUGAGCAUACUCAUGUCGAUUAACCAUGUAUAACAUAGCAGUUGCAAGUAAUCUUACAUAUUACUUUCUCCGAAUUUUUAACUAGCUAAGGACUUGAACAUACUUAUGUCGAUUAACCAUGUAUAACACAGCAGUAGCAAGUAAUCUUACAUAUUACCUUGCUUCGUUCUUACUGAUCUUUAGUUUGCUUUCCGGCUAGUAGUAUACGAAAUUCAACAUUUUUUUUUCUCUUGGAACAUGCUGUUAGUUAUUUUCCUCAUUGUUGACCUUCUGGCUCAGGCACGAAUAUGACUUAAAGGUUCAGUUUGGGUUGCUGAAUAAUUUCACUUUGCAUUUUUUAGGAUGCAUUGUGAUUUGUAUGAUAUACAGUGAUCCAAAUGUGAACUACUACGCAGCAACUAAUUCUGAAGAGAGAAUAUCCGGGCAGCUGAAUGGUCACCUUGGUAAACCUCUGCAUCACAAUUGCAUAUCUUGCUCCGCGUAAUAUCGGCUUGAUCAAUAUUCUUUUCUGGCGCUUGUUGGAUGUACCCACCACAUGGACGCGAUGUAUAAACUCCAAACGUUUCAGAUUUCAAAUGUUUGUAUAUAGAUUGUCACAUGCGUGGGAACUUUGAGUACUGGAAGAAAUCAUUUUCAAAGAAAAGUUUGAUCCCUA
Tripterygium wilfordii is the source of this 4627-nucleotide messenger RNA. Its product is annotated as protein transport protein Sec23A. Gene Ontology annotation, molecular function: zinc ion binding; GTPase activator activity. The transcript has 3 exons. The record is from RefSeq and is a predicted model, not a curated record. Lineage: Eukaryota; Viridiplantae; Streptophyta; Magnoliopsida; Celastrales; Celastraceae. Gene Ontology annotation, biological process: COPII-coated vesicle cargo loading; endoplasmic reticulum to Golgi vesicle-mediated transport; intracellular protein transport. Bases 218 to 2587 code for a protein of 789 amino acids. Gene Ontology annotation, cellular component: COPII vesicle coat; endoplasmic reticulum exit site.